Caenorhabditis remanei is the source of this 1539-nucleotide messenger RNA. RefSeq lists its product as uncharacterized. Gene Ontology annotation, molecular function: signaling receptor binding; non-membrane spanning protein tyrosine kinase activity; ATP binding. Lineage: Eukaryota; Metazoa; Nematoda; Chromadorea; Rhabditida; Rhabditidae. Bases 1 to 1539 code for a protein of 512 amino acids. Gene Ontology annotation, cellular component: extrinsic component of cytoplasmic side of plasma membrane. The record is from RefSeq and is a predicted model, not a curated record. The transcript is spliced from 7 exons. Gene Ontology annotation, biological process: cell surface receptor protein tyrosine kinase signaling pathway; protein phosphorylation; innate immune response.
AUGGGAUCCUGUAUUGGCAAGGAAGAUGCCCCGGGUGCCACGACACCAGUUCACACAUCUUCCACUUUGGGACGGGACACAUUACCAAGUCAUCCACGUAUUCCAUCUGCUUCUGGGGGCAUUAUUUCUUCAUCGACGUUGACUUCUUCAAGUGGAAACGUAGUUGACAAAAAUCAAAAUGUUGCUCAAUCCUUAACAUUUGUGGCACUAUUUCAAUAUGAUGCACGGACGGAUGAUGACUUGAGUUUCAAAAAAGAUGACAUUCUCGAAAUUCUGAACGAUACCCAAGGGGACUGGUGGUUUGCAAAACACAAAGCAACAGGAAGAACUGGAUAUAUUCCUUCAAAUUAUGUUGCCAGAGAGAAGAGUAUUGAGUCACAACCAUGGUACUUUGGAAGCAUUCGACGAUUAGAUGCUGAGAAGAAACUUCUACAGAAUCUGAAUGAACACGGCGCUUAUUUAGUGAGAGAUUCGGAGAGUAAACAACAUGAUUUUUCAUUAUCAGUCCGGGAAGAUGAUAGUGUAAAACAUUACCGUAUCCGACAACUUGAUCACGGCGGAUACUUCAUUGCCAGACGUCGUCCAUUUGCCACGUUGCAUGAUCUCAUUUCACAUUAUCAACGAGAAGCAGACGGUCUCUGUGUGAAUUUGGGAAAGCCCUGUGUCAAGUCAGAAGCUCCACAAACAAAUACAUUCACAUAUGAUGAUCAAUGGGAAGUGGAUCGUCGUUCGGUUCGUCUCAUCCGCCAAAUUGGUGCUGGCCAGUUUGGAGAGGUAUGGGAGGGACGAUGGAAUGGCAAUUUACCGGUUGCAGUGAAGAAACUAAAAGCAGGAACCGCAGAUCCGACUGAUUUUUUGGCUGAAGCUCAAAUAAUGAAGAAAUUGAGAAAUCCAAAACUGUUAUCUCUUUACGCUGUCUGUACAAAAGAUGAACCAAUACUUAUAGUAACUGAAUUGAUGCAAGACAAUUUAUUAACAUUUUUACAACGACGAGGACGUCAAUAUCAGAUGCCACAGCUAGUUGAAAUAUCUGCACAAGUGGCGGCUGGAAUGGCCUAUUUAGAAGAAAAGAACUUUAUUCAUCGAGACCUGGCAGCUAGAAAUAUUCUGAUCAAUAAUGGGUUAACAGUGAAGAUUGCUGAUUUCGGAUUAGCGAGAAUUUUGAUGAAAGAGAAUGAGUAUGAAGCAAGAACUGGUGCCAGGUUCCCGAUUAAAUGGACUGCUCCAGAAGCCGCAAAUUAUAAUCGAUUUACAACGAAAUCUGAUGUUUGGAGCUUCGGAAUUCUUCUCACAGAGAUUGUCACUUACGGAAGAUUACCCUAUCCAGGAAUGACAAACGCAGAAGUGCUUCAACAAGUAGAUGUAGGAUACCGAAUGCCGUGUCCAGCUGGUUGCCCUCCAGCUCUAUAUGAUAUAAUGCAACAAUGUUGGAGAAGUGAUCCAGAUAAACGACCGACAUUUGAAACACUUCAAUGGAAACUGGAGGAUUUAUUCAAUUUGGAUUCUUCAGAAUACAAAGAAGCCAGUAUGAACUUUUAA